Messenger RNA from Fusarium coffeatum, 657 nucleotides. RefSeq lists its product as uncharacterized. The record is from RefSeq and is a predicted model, not a curated record. Bases 1 to 657 code for a protein of 218 amino acids. The transcript has a single exon. Lineage: Eukaryota; Fungi; Ascomycota; Sordariomycetes; Hypocreales; Nectriaceae.
AUGCAGCGCUCUGGCUCGUUCGAGAGGCGCAGUUCUAUCAAUCGGAGACCAUCGCCAAGUCCUUCACCAAUUCCUACGCCAUCAUCUAGAACUCGAACACCUUCGCCUUCUCGCGGUCGACCUCGAGGUAGCAAACCUCCUUCACGACCAGUCUCACGUUCGAAAUCUCGGGGACGGUCCUCUUCACGCUCAAGUUCACACUCGCCAUCUCGCCGCAAGAAGCGUAGCGAUGACCAUCACCAUCAUCAUGGUCUUUUCAAAACGACCGCUGGUCUGCUAGCAGGAAUUGGCGUUGCUACCGUGAUAGCCCAUAAGGUCUGGCCAAAGGGAGUUCUGCACGGUGAUCAUGAAGACUGGGAGCAUUCUUCUGCCAAGCAUGACAGGAAACCAACACGUCGUCGUCGCUCACCUGAGAAUGCUGAGCGUGUGUAUGAGCGCACUACAAGACGGCAUGGUGAUGUUGUCUAUCAAGAAGAGGUCAGCCGCAGACGGCCUCAAGGUUAUGAGAGAAUGCCACAGGAGCAUGUAAGAAUACGACAUCAUACUGAACGGUUUCCGUAUCCUCCUGAUGACUAUUAUGUUCAGGAGCAGCCUUUCUAUCCUGCCGAACGCAGAAGGACUGUUGCUCAGCCUGCUCAUUAUCCUCCUCAGUGGUGA